Messenger RNA from Nematolebias whitei (Rio pearlfish), 789 nucleotides. RefSeq names its product GS homeobox 2 (gene gsx2). Gene Ontology annotation, cellular component: nucleus. Gene Ontology annotation, molecular function: DNA-binding transcription factor activity, RNA polymerase II-specific; sequence-specific double-stranded DNA binding. Bases 1 to 714 code for a protein of 237 amino acids. Gene Ontology annotation, biological process: regulation of DNA-templated transcription. The record is from RefSeq and is a predicted model, not a curated record. Lineage: Eukaryota; Metazoa; Chordata; Actinopteri; Cyprinodontiformes; Rivulidae. The transcript is spliced from 2 exons.
AUGUCCAAGUCUUUUUACGUUGACUCUUUAAUAAUCAAGGACCCGGUGCGACCUGGGCCGGCUGAGCAUCUGGGACGAGACUUCCUCCUCCCCAUCAGCAUGCACACCCCGGGCGUAAUGACGGUCACCGCUCCGGUGUGCCCCUCCAGGAAAAGCGGGACCUUCUGUGUGUGCCCGCUGUGCGUCACGUCCCACAUCCAGUCCUCGCGCAGCGGCAUCCCCAUGCUGAAGAGCCACUUUCCAGGGGUGGAGGCUCAGUACUGUCAGAGGAUAUCUCAGCAGCAGUCUUCUGCGCUCGCGCACCCUGGACACACACCUGUCUGCACGCCCACCUUCGGCGUCACAGACCCGAGGAGGUACCACUGUCUUUCCAUUGGCAACUCGGAGAGCAGCCACAUACAGAACGGCAAGAGGAUGCGCACGGCUUUUACAAGCACGCAGCUCCUGGAGCUCGAGAGGGAGUUCUCCGCGAACAUGUACCUGUCUCGGCUCAGAAGGAUCGAGAUCGCCACAUACCUCAACCUGUCAGAGAAGCAGGUGAAAAUCUGGUUCCAGAACCGCAGGGUGAAGCACAAGAAGGAGGGCAAAGCCACUCAGAGGAACGCGCACGGCGGCUGCAAGUGCACGAGCGCGCACACGGACUACUCCAGAUCAGAGGACGAGGAGUCUUUAUCCCCGGCCUCUGCCACCGAGGACAAGGUGUCGCCUGUUUAGGAACAAGUCAAAGCCCCGCAUGUGGCACGCGCUACCCACUGCCCUGCACGCUGCAGCCCUGGGUCAGCACCACAC